Schistosoma rodhaini is the source of this 1536-nucleotide messenger RNA. The record is from the annotation of a GenBank genome assembly. NCBI's taxonomy places the organism in Eukaryota, Metazoa, Platyhelminthes, Trematoda, Strigeidida, Schistosomatidae.
CUCAAUCUCACACGAAACUAGAUUCGACUUGAAAUGAUCACUUUUAACAUCACUUACCAAGACAAUUGGUGGAAUGAGUUGGAAUCCUACAAGGAGCAUCAAUUUACUAAAAAGUUCAGAUACAUCAUACUGACAACUGCCAACUAGUAAGAAACCUAAGUACACGUGUUCCUGUAGACUAACUUCAAAAAUACAUAAUAAUGCUGAAUCCCUUAGAUAACGUAAUGCCUAGUAUAUUGGUCUAUAAAAUGCGAUCACUCUUAAAGAGCGUAAACAAUGGGACAUUAAUAACUAAUAACUAAUGUGAACAUUUAAAAAAAGGCAACUUUAAUUAGCUAAUAUUGUGAGAAUUGUUGGGUUCUAUGAUUAACAUCGGUGGAUGAUCUUAGUCAGGUUAUCGUUGAGAACUAGGAAACCCUGAACAGUUGUUACUUCCUGGUAGAUAAAUCAUCAGCUUUGCUCAUUCAUGACCCCACUGAGGAUUGAAGCCAGAAAUUUCAGGUUUCGUGUCUAUAAUGAGAUGGUUUUCUAAAAAUCCUGGUUCACAACGCGCUUUAGUGGAGAAUAAGUUGAAAGUGAAGAAAAAGCCUUUGCUAUGGUCGCUAUUAUGCACAACGAAGCGGUCAAGCUUAACUUUUAAGCGUCCCUCUCGAGAAAAUAUAGAUACUCAAAAGUCAAGGUGGGUUCAGCAACGUCGAAAGUCAAGAAUAUCUAAUAACUUUGACACUAAUCUUUUGUUGUCUCUUGAAUCUUUGUCAAGUGAAUCGGGUAAUUAUAUGGAAACCUUUAAACGGGAUCAUUUAAUUGUUUCUAAUUUAAAACAAUGUUCUAAUGAAUUACCUAUAGCUUAUUGCCCAAAUUGUCACACAAAUGUAGUUCCAGUGUAUGAAAAGGUUAUUUAUUCAGAUCAUGCGAUUAUGGAUAAUAAGGUUUCAGGAAAUGAAAUGGUUGAAAUACCUAACGAACAUACUGUCUACGAGUCUGUCUAUAAAAAUAGUCUACUUUCUAUUGAUACUAAUAUGGAUUGUGAAUUAAUUGAGUGCAAAGAAUUUCAACCAGUUGACAAGUUACAAUUACCUUUGUAUUUCAUACCGAUAGAACCGUUAGCUUUCAGUACUAUUGAUCGCAAAGCUAUUGUCUUCGAUGACUGUAAAACAGUAUACGACGAAGUUGCUUCUGACAAUGAAGAAGACUCAUCUUCAGGGCACUAUGAUUCAUUACACUUUGUAAUGAUGAAACAAAACACCAGACCUUAUCGUAAGCGUAGCGCUUAUCCUGAAUCGGACUCAUAUCAACAAAUGAAACGGAUGAGACGAGAGGUGUUCAUUUGUGAGGAAUAAAUGUAAUCUGAUUGUCAAAUUAAAACCCCAUGUUUUAUAAUAAUUGGUUGCAGCAUUUAUGUUUAAAAACACCUUAAGCAUUUUCUAACUUUCCUCGUCAAAAAUCACUAAGUUUUUGUUAUUUUGGUGUUUGUUAUUAUUUUUAUAUGGUUGGCAGUGUUUCUUAAGUAGUAAUAACAUUCCGGUUUUAUAUACU